UUUCAAUUGAUAUUUGGCUUAUAACUUAUAAUUUAAAAAGUUAUUAAGUUAAUAUUUAUAAUUUAUUUUUAUUAUUUUGAUUUAAAAUUAAAUAUUUAUAAGCCACUUUUUUAUUUUAUUUUACCGGACACUACAAAACUGAUUAAAAAAUAAUUUUGGCAUUAAAACACGUAAAAUAAGUGGAUUCGAAAUGGUGAUGGAGUAAGUGAUGAGCUUUGUGAUGGAGAAAUUGAAGGAAGUGUUACUGAUCAUGGAGAAUUUUGGUGGUCAAGGGCUACUGAAGCUGGUAAAUUUUGGUGGGCAGGGACUCCAGAUGUUGGUAAAUUUUGGUGUGCAGGGUCUCUGGAUGUUGGUAGAUUUUGGUGGACAGCUGCUACCGAAAUUGGUAAAUUUUGGUGUGCAAGGGUUCCGGAUGUUGGUAAAUUUUGGCGGGAUUCUACUACCAAAAUUGGUAACUUUUGGUGGGCAGGUGGUGCUGAAGCUGUUAAGUUUUGGUGGGCAACUGUUGCCGAAGCUGAUAAAUUUUAGUGGGCGACUGAUGCUGAAGCUGGUAAUUUUAGGUGGGGAACUGCUGCUGAAACUAGUAAUUUUUGGUGGGGAGCUGCUGCUAAAACUGGUAAUUUUUGGUGGGGAGUUGCUGCUGAAGCUGGUAAGUUUCGAUGGGCAGCUGCUACCGUCAUUGCAGAAUUUUUUCGGUGGGCAAGCGCUAGUGAAACUGAAGAAUUUUGAUGGGCACUUGCUACUGAGUCUUAAGAAUUUUGGUGGGCACUUGCUACUGAGUCUUAAGAAUUUUGGUGGGCAAGCGAUUGACAAUUUAAGUUGGCUAGAGAAGAAUUUAUGUGGGCAACUUGUGAAUUUGUUUGAAAGGAUCAAUCACUGUUUUCGCGGAGCUUUACCUGAUCUGAUAAUUAUCGUGUUGUUUCUAGCUCUCUUCAAAUAUUGUUGCUACCGCCAUGAUAGAUUACAGCGCAAGGAAGAAGAAGCCAAGAAGUUGAAGCAGUUGCUGGAAAGAAAGAAGGCUGAAAGUAUGCGCUUAUCAGAAAUGGAGAAGAGACAAAAGCUGCGCGUGGAGGAAAUGAGAGAAACUCAAAAGAAGGACCUAGAGAAUAUGAAUUUGAAGGUGCGGAUACGAGCUGAAGUUGGAAAGGAACUCAGUAAGCUUGAAAAGACCUGCCAUGAUAUGGCUUCCGUGUUGCACGGAUUGGGAAUCAGUAUUGGUGAGGGAACUAGUCACGAGGUGCGCGUUGCUUACAAAAAAGCCUUGAUGAAAUUUCACCCGGAUAAAGUUUCAAGAUCUGAUAUACUACAGCAAGUUGAAGCUGAGGAGAAAUUUAAGUUUCUUUCUCGCAUGAAGGACAGAUACUUACCAACUUUAUGACUGUUGACAUAGGAGAUAAAUGUAGUUUAUUCAGGGUUGAGAUGGCUUUCUAUAUAUGCUGCAAUGCACAGCCUGUUUAAGUUGAUUUAAGGCCAAGUUUACCAAUUGUGAGAGUUGGUCAACUUAUAAUUUGAAAACAGUAACAAGUACUUGUUGCAGUUGGAUAAAAAUGGAGUAUCUGCAAUUAUAAAUCUUUA
Solanum dulcamara is the source of this 1575-nucleotide messenger RNA. RefSeq lists its product as uncharacterized. The coding region runs from base 209 to 1378 and encodes 389 amino acids. The record is from RefSeq and is a predicted model, not a curated record. The transcript has 4 exons. NCBI's taxonomy places the organism in Eukaryota, Viridiplantae, Streptophyta, Magnoliopsida, Solanales, Solanaceae.